This is a messenger RNA of Zootermopsis nevadensis, 1331 nucleotides long. RefSeq names its product porphobilinogen deaminase-like protein l(3)02640 (gene Hmbs). The record is from RefSeq and is a predicted model, not a curated record. Gene Ontology annotation, biological process: heme biosynthetic process. NCBI's taxonomy places the organism in Eukaryota, Metazoa, Arthropoda, Insecta, Blattodea, Termopsidae. Gene Ontology annotation, cellular component: cytoplasm. Gene Ontology annotation, molecular function: hydroxymethylbilane synthase activity.
AUGAAUAGUUCAUUUAUUAAGCACAAAAAAAAAUCAAGAAAGAGCCAGUUAGCUGUUAUACAAACCAAAUUUGUUAUUGAGUGCUUGAAGGAAUGGACUCCUGAAAAAACAUAUGAAAUAGUUAAAAUGUCAACUAUAGGUGAUAAAAUUUUAGACAAACCUUUGCCAAAAAUUGGUGAGAAAAGUUUAUUUACCAAAGAAUUAGAGAUUGCUUUGGAACAACAGGAUGUUGAUUUUGUGAUUCACUCACUAAAGGAUUUACCCACAACAUUGCCAGAUGGCAUGUGUAUAGGGGCAAUUCUGAAGCGAGAAGAUCCACGAGAUGCACUUGUUUUGCACCCAAAACAUGUGGGGAAAAGUCUGGAAACGUUACCAAAGGGCAGUGUUAUAGGAACAAGUUCAUUGAGGCGGACAGCACAGCUCAACAGAAGGUACCCAGACCUCAAGGUUGAAAGUAUUCGGGGUAACAUCAAUACAAGACUGGAUAAGUUAGAUAAUGGUGAUAUAUUUGCAGCUAUAGUCCUUGCAUCUGCUGGAUUAUCAAGAAUGGGGUGGGAGAAAAGGAUAAGUCAGAAAUUGGAAGCAGAAGAGUGGUUAUAUGCUGUGGGUCAGGGAGCCCUGGCAGUAGAGUGUAGAGAAGAUGACUUUGCAACUCUCAGACUUCUUCAACCAUUAUUUCAUGGAACCACAACUUUCCGGGUGCUUGCAGAAAGAAGCUUCUUGCGUACACUUGGUGGAGGUUGUUCAGCACCAGUUGCUGUUAAGUCUGAACUAAUUGGGCAGGAUCUCUCUCUCACUGGGGCAGUAUGGAGUUUGAAUGGCAAAAAAAUGCUCAAACACUCAUCUUCAUGUAGAUUACAAUAUAGGGAAGAGGACGAAGAUGGAGAACCGCCAAGGAAGUGUCCCUACCGAAUGCCGAAGUUAUUCUGUGGUAUAUCACCAGGGAACUUGACAUACCGAGAUCUGGAAGAAGCAGAGAAAUUGGGUGAAGAUGUAGCAUAUCAGUUGGUGAAAGAUGGAGCACUAGAUAUAAUGAAUGAAGCAAGAAAUCACAAUGAGACCACAGCAAGUUAAAUUCCACGCAGGUGAUGGCAGACACAUUUGCCAGCACUUUAUGUUGUAUGAUGUGUGUGCCCGAUGGAAAAAUUGCAGGUAAGAAGACUUCUAUAACACCAGUGGUGCACCAGGUCUUUGUUCAGUAGUCCAAAUUACUGUGUUGCAAAUAUUGAUCUUUGAAACUGUAAAGUAAUAUACCUUCAGUGAUCUGAAUUUAUUUGAAUUCAAUGCUGAAAUUUUCUUUCUGUAUACAUUUUGAAGAUUGCUGUCUUCUG